AUGAUUAAAUUCGUGGCUAUCAAGUCCGCAAGAAGUUUUGGCAGGUGCCAUAAUUGUCGAAGACGGAAAAAGAGCUGUGAUAAACAAACGCCUCGAUGCAGCUCUUGUGUUCAGCGGAACAUUGAAUGUGUCUAUCCGGACAAAAGAACUCAUGCUCGAUCGUCGGUGGCAUCGCGCAGUAUGUGCGAGGUCAUCAACAGCCAACUACUACCACAGAGACCGCUUGACCCUCUAAAUACAAUGCUGAAUGAUGUCGAGAGACAAUAUCUUCAUAAUGUGAAACAAUAUGUAUUAUCUUCCGUUAAACAUCAUCAAGCUUUGAAGUUUCUACUCCCACUGGCUCACGAUAACAAGCCGGUACUAUACGCUUUAUGUUCAUGGGGCGCAUCACUACGUCCGGAAGAUUUUUCCAAAGGAUCUUCCUUGCUAAUGAAGUCGAUGCGCUUAUGCAAUCAGCUUUAUGGAGAAGUUGUAAAAUCGGAAGUCAACGUUUCACAGCAAAAGCUUCUUGAGCUAGUUGCGAGCCUGACCAGUCACGUUAUAGUUGGGUCUUCUAUAGGAAGCUCUUUUGCCUGGGGCUCAAACUUCUUUAAACUGUGCAUAGUUUACAAGAAGUUUGGGCUUCGUGCGCUCAAGGAAAAUCCUACAAAUACUGACUUUACUACCUGGCUACUUCGCUCUUUCUUUUACCAUGAUGUGCUGAAGCUCACUUCAAGGAGAAACUUCAAAACUGCGUUUCCGUUGUCAGAAUAUAAAAGAAUUUUGGAUCACGAGAACAGCCUCAAAGGAGAAGUUUCAAUGGACCAGUACAACCCUUUGAUGGGCUGUUGCGUGGAACUAUUCUUGCUUUUAGCAGAGCUUAACAACUUUUACGACGAAUACAGCAGGCGAGUCGAGGCAGUCUUUGAAUACUACAAUCGGCUGAAUCCCCUGCUUGAUACAAAUGAUACAAAUGCACAGUAUGAGAUUAUCACAGGUCCUGAGUAUCUCGAAUAUGAAAGUGCGCGUAUAGAGUUUCAUGAUUGGCUUGAUAAUCAAAGCAGGACUCUGAUGGACAAGAUCACAUCCGCAAAGCCAAACCUACCAAACAUUGCCAGCCUGGAAGACGUUCAACAGAAUGAGAUUUUGUUGACAUACUUUGAAGCAACACAGGUCACAUUGCAGCUAUUUCUUCUCUCUAAAAUCCGUCGCAUGUCUUCUCUUGAUUAUGAAGUUAAAGGCCUUAUGCUUCAUUUGUUCAGUGCUAUGAGAGUUUUACUAAACUCGAGCCUAAAUCCUUAUUUAUCCUUUCCUUUGUUGAUAGCUGGAGUGGUUGCUGCGGAACGCCACGACCGAUUAACAGUGAAAAUGUUAUAUCUGGGAAUUUUGAGCCGCAGCGGGGAAACGAACAUACAGCGGAUCUGGACGAUAAUUGAGGAAUUGUGGAAACUGAAUCCGGAUGGAAAUAGGCACCUAGAUUGGCAGAGCGUUAUUGAUCAGUUGGGCUAUAACAUUUGUGUCUGGUAA
Molecule: messenger RNA, 1506 nt
Organism: Ogataea angusta
Lineage: Eukaryota; Fungi; Ascomycota; Pichiomycetes; Pichiales; Pichiaceae
Exons: 1
Coding region: 1-1506 (501 amino acids)
Biological process (GO): positive regulation of transcription by RNA polymerase II
Cellular component (GO): nucleus
Molecular function (GO): DNA-binding transcription factor activity, RNA polymerase II-specific; transcription cis-regulatory region binding; zinc ion binding
Source: RefSeq, a predicted model, not a curated record